This is a messenger RNA of Trichobilharzia szidati, 1623 nucleotides long. NCBI's taxonomy places the organism in Eukaryota, Metazoa, Platyhelminthes, Trematoda, Strigeidida, Schistosomatidae. The record is from the annotation of a GenBank genome assembly.
AUGUUUCUUCUGAAAGAUAAUUUCAAUCCAUCUAGUCAACGAAGUAGUUCACGAUUUUUUGGAAUUGACAGUGUUUUCAAUAGUCAUGAAGUUUCCUGUAAUGAUAAUAUUCACAAUUAUGAAGGUACAUUUAUGGAGAAUUAUGCAACAUCUGGUAGCAGUAUUCAUCCAAUGGAUGUUGGUAAUAAUAAUAAUGGUAUUAACAGCAGCAAUAGCAGCAGCAGCAGCAGGAAUCAUAAGGAUACUAAUUAUGAUAACAACCAGAUGAUAUUUAAACUGGAUGAAAUGUUUGACCAGAUGAAUUUUCACGAUGACACUUCAUCUGAUCAUAGUCGAUCGAAUAGUCCACCGUUAGGUCGUUUACGCAGAGAAAAACCGAAACCCAUAACAAGCAGGCAACAAGUUGAAUUCCCUGGUAUAUUUGUUGAAGGUUUUCGUGCUGGUCAUAUGGGAUUUAAUAUACCUGGUAUUUUACAAGACUCCUUAAAACCAACUGAUUCAAUGGAAGUGAAAAUUAACCUGCCAACUCCAGAAUUCUUUUCUCAGUCUGUCUGGCAAAAUCCAUCACCGUUUAUGAUGAAUUUACCGCAAAAUGAGAAUACCUCUAGUGACAGAGAAGCUUGUCGAAGUAAUGCUAAUGUGAACACUGGUCGUUUUGGUGCUUCAUAUUUACAAUCUGAUAUUCAACACACAACAACAACAAGGACAUCAUCGACGGUGAAUAAUAAUAAUAAUAAUAAUGACAACACGAUGCCUUAUUCAUCUUCAGGUGUUUAUUUCAACUCCAGUCAUAAUUGUCCACGUCCUGGUGAUCCUUGCCUUUUAAAUUCAAUCGAUACAAAUCAGUCUGAUGCUCAUUUAUUGAACUGUGGUACUGAAAGUUACACUGUUUCAUCAAAUCCUUAUUCAUCUAGUCGUUUUCCCAGUGUCUGUGAAGGAAUCUCAACAGAUUCAGGUCUACCGUCUAAUUGUCUAGUACGCUCGGUAAUCUCUGGUCAUAAAAAGAUUGGAGAUAACGAUGAUGAGGAUCGUGUGGAUGGCGUUGAUGGAGGGAACAAUUAUGCUGAACACAAUCGAAAAACCUCGAAUAGUACUAAUCGAUUCUCGCGUUUUGGACACUUUGAUAUACGAUAGAAAGAAAGAAAGAAAGAAAAAGCAUAUAUGGUUAGAGAAAUAUUUCUGUUCAAAAGUUUAAAAAAAACAACAAAAAAAAACAAAUUUAUACAAAUUGCAUUUUUGAUAUUACUAUUAUUAUUUAUUUUUUUGGUUUUCAACUUCUGUUUUAUACAUACACUUGUUUUGUUUAUUGUGCUUCUUUCUAAUAACUAACUGCCCUGUGACCCCCUCAGUAGUAUCGUAUUCAACAGCGACAAAGCCUACAUAUUAGAUAUUUUGUAUACUCAGGAAAAUGUGGCUCACACUAUUAUUAUUAUUACUAUUAUUAUUAAUAUUUAUACUUUAUGAUUGUAAAUGCAUAUUUUGUAUCAUUUGUGAUGCCUAGGAGGAGGAAAAAAUAACAUUAAAAUACACCAUUCGAUCUCAUUACCUUUUAUUAUCUCUUCAGGAUAUUCUAUGCACUAGGCUUCUUAUCUGUUAACCUACUCACUCACUCACUCACUCACU